Messenger RNA from Lycium barbarum (goji berry), 2039 nucleotides. RefSeq lists its product as uncharacterized. The coding region runs from base 96 to 1706 and encodes 536 amino acids. NCBI's taxonomy places the organism in Eukaryota, Viridiplantae, Streptophyta, Magnoliopsida, Solanales, Solanaceae. The record is from RefSeq and is a predicted model, not a curated record. The transcript is spliced from 5 exons.
UCCCUGUUCUUGGGAACCACUGACUAAUUAGGGUUUUAGCUUUUCCUUCCAAAACCUGUCAUUUUUUUUUUUUUUUUGAAUUUUUCGCCAGAGUUAUGGUUUCAAUUCCUAUGGAGUCCCUAAAACCUCAAUUUUCCAAUAAUCUCCUUGGCCAAAACUAUGAAACUGCACUAAAUAAUCAAAUUCAAGCCGUAUUAGACUCGCUCCACGAACUAAACUCUGAAAAGUUGUCAUCUUUGAGUUCAAAUUUCAAUGAAUUAAUACAAUGUAGGGUUGACCCGCCUUUUGAAGCUGUAUGGGUGUACUCAUCUCUAAUUUAUCGAAGCUUCAGCUUUGAAAAUGACCCUUUAAAAAGGGUUGCAGCUAUAAAAGAUUUGUUUCAAUUUAUAGUUUCUUGUUCUGCUUCGUGUUAUUCGUUUAAAAGCGUUGCGUUAAUUGCACCUGUUAUGUAUAAUGUGUUUAAGUUAGUAAAGGGUUUGAAAGGUUUUGAGCAGAAUGGUAAAAAAGAGAAGAAAUUUGUGAGAGAGGUAAAUGGUUUGGUUGAUUCAAUUCUUGGGUAUGUUAAUGUAUGUUGUGAGAGUGUAGAGGAGAAUAAUUGCGAUGUUUCGGAGGGAUUUGUUAGGCCAAUGAGGGAGUUAGUGAAUGUUUGGAUGUGGGAUAAUAGGGUUGAAGAUGAAAUGAGAGCUUUUUUUCCACUUUUGAGUGAUGAGACUGUUGAAAGAGUUAAUGGUGAAGGGUGUGAGAUGGGUGCGUUGGCUGGUUGUGUGAUUGCGGAGGCGUUUUUGUUGAAGUUAUGCCUGAGGUUUAUGGAGGUUGGUUCCAGAAAAGAAUUGCAUGACGAGCUGAGGGCGUGGAUUGUUGCUUCCAUCACUGGGAUUCGGAAUGCAUACUUCUUCGAGACCCUUUUAACGAUGCUGCUGGGGCCAUCUUUACCAACAGCCUCCCUACUGAAUUCGGACGAUGAGAGGCGUUUAAGAAAGAUACUCUAUGAUGCUGUGGUACUGGUGGAAUAUUCUUUCUUAAAGCCUGAGCGAAUGGGUCAGCUCUCUGCCAAGCACGUGAAAAGUAUUAUCAUGGCAAGACUGUUAGUUACUGGUGAAGCUAUAGAGUUAAAUAGAAAACAGAAGGACCAGAUGAAAGCAAUCUCUUACACAAAUGCCUUUUCUGGUUCUAGUUUACCUUCUUUGAUAAUCAAGUGGAUCAGAAGUGAGAUUGGUACAGAAGACAAAGCUAGUGAACCAAGUAGUUCAUCCCCUGCUGCAUUAUUGGGGUGGAUUCUUAAGAUAGAAAAUGGUGGGAUAAGAAUCUUUGACAAUAACAUGUCAAAAACCCGAGCUAAAUUGCUGCUAGAUAGUAUGACGGAGGGCCUUGAACAACCAGCUUUGAAAGACGGCAAGAAAAAAUCAGACACUGAUCUUAUCUUCUACAUAGAUAAUAAGGGAGAAGAAGAUGAGGAAGAAGGUGAUGAAAAGAUGAAUGAAUCUGCGAGUGCUGCCUUUGUCGCUGCUGCCCACACAAUGCAGUCAGUAGAACCUGAAAAAAGAAAGCGCAAAGGAAAAGAUUCAGAACACAAAAACAGGGUGAAGUUCCUCAAGUAUAGCAUUCAUGAAAAUUCUGGUUCGAAACAAGGUCAGUCCUCAGUUGCAGAUAGUGAUGAUUCAAGUAGCGAGAGUGAGGCGGAGAACCCAUCUACAGAUGAGGAAUGAUGAACAAGGUGAUAGAGAAGGCUCUCACUCAGGUUUCAAGAACACACACUCUGAAAUGCAUCCUUGUAUGUUGAACAGGUUAUGUAACAUCAUAACACCAAAAGUUCCCAAUUAUGCAUCGAAGUUUACCCGAAGAGAAUCAACAUAUGCAUGAAGGAACAACCUAUAUGGUUUUAUAUUAGCGAUAAUUUCAGAGACCCGACUGUUUGGUCUUGUAAGACUAGCCUUUCUCGUAGUUUGCAAGAUUAUGCUUGCCUUUCUUAUUUUGAUUUUCAAUGUGACAAAUCGUUUUACCUGUUUAUCAUUAAUGUUGAAAGUUAGUAAUUUGAUUCA